This is a messenger RNA of Monoraphidium neglectum, 579 nucleotides long. RefSeq lists its product as hypothetical. The transcript is spliced from 2 exons. Gene Ontology annotation, molecular function: hydrolase activity, acting on carbon-nitrogen (but not peptide) bonds. NCBI's taxonomy places the organism in Eukaryota, Viridiplantae, Chlorophyta, Chlorophyceae, Sphaeropleales, Selenastraceae. Gene Ontology annotation, cellular component: membrane. Bases 1 to 579 code for a protein of 192 amino acids. The record is from RefSeq and is a predicted model, not a curated record. Gene Ontology annotation, biological process: carbohydrate metabolic process.
AUGCAGCAGCUCGAGAAGCACGGCGCGCACGCGACCCACUUCAUCGUCGGCGCCCACGUUGAUGCCGUGGACGCGGCGGGCGCCGCGCGGGGCCGCCCCGGCGCGGGGCGGGCGGCGCUGAGGCGGAUGCUGCUGGCCGGCCACGAGUUGGGCAACCAUACAUGGUACGACCGCCCCACAAUCAAGCUGGCCCCAGACCAGCUCAAAAAGGAGAUCUCACAGGUCGCCGCUCUCAUCCGCGCCGCCGAGGCCGACGCCGCCGCCACUGCCGCGAGCGCCCAUGGCGCCGACGCCGCAGCCCCCAAGGCUGCCGCCGCCGCGGCGGCGCCGCAACUGCGAUGGUUCCGGCCCGGCUGCGGCUGGUUCGACGCCGCCGUCCUCGCGGAAGCCGAACAGGCGGGCUGCACCACUGUCCUGGGGACGGUCUUCCCCUAUGACACGCACUCCAAGGUCCCCGUCAUCAACGCGCUGUACUGCUGGCUCAAGGCGUACUGCGGGGCCAUCAUCGUGCUGCACGACGGCAACACGUGGGUUGCCGUGGCACACGGCUCCCGCGCCGGCCGCUCGCACGUCGCCUGA